Molecule: messenger RNA, 1455 nt
Organism: Heterostelium album PN500
Lineage: Eukaryota; Evosea; Eumycetozoa; Acytosteliales; Acytosteliaceae
Product: splicing factor ESS-2 family protein
Exons: 1
Coding region: 1-1455 (484 amino acids)
Cellular component (GO): catalytic step 2 spliceosome
Source: RefSeq, a predicted model, not a curated record
AUGAGUACUAGCAAUAAUAAUAGACAAAUAAUAAAUAUAAAUAAAGUAAAUGAGCAAGAGGAAGAAGACGAGCAAGAUAAAUCUGUAGUUUUAGAGGAGGAGAAAUAUGUAGAUUCUUUAUCGCGUAUCAUUCAGAGGGAUUACUUCCCUGAUUUACCAAAUCUAAAGAGUCAGUUGGAGUGGAUCGAUGCAGUAGAGUCUAACGAUAUAUCAAGAAUGCAAUCCAUUCAAUUGCAAUCAAUAAGAAGACUAAACACAUCGAUAAGACAACAAAACAGUGUUAGACAACGUUUGCAUACCAACCAAUCGUUUGAUACUCCUUCAACUUUUGGUGAUUCAACACCCAGUAGUAAUAACAUUCAACAAACACCUUUAAAUAGUAAUAAUAAUAAUGUAAAUAGUAAUAAUAGUAUACAACAACAACAACAACAACAACAUGAACAAAAAGAUAUAAUAGAUGGUAUUAGUUUAGAUCAAUUCGUUGCGAAUUACAAGAGUGAAGAUGAUGCUAGUUAUAAUGAAAUAGCAAAGAAAAACAAGUUAGAGAAUAAUCAAAAGUAUAAAUGGAUGGAAGAUGCAUCUUUGAAGCAGAAUCAACAAUUGUUGUUACUGGAGGAUAACGCCAAGAAUGCACCUGACACAUGGAAUCAUACGGUUCGAAACAGAUUGAUGUACUACCCAGAGGGCAAAACAAAGUCAACAGUCGAUCCUUCAAAUAUUAUGGGUCCACCGAAAGAGAUUGUUCGUGAGAAUACAAGAAUAUCAGUAGAUUUGAAAGAACGACAGAAGGCGGCAGCUCAGAAGCAGGCCGACGCCACACCGUUCCACUCACUGUCGCUACCCGAACAGUUGGCUCGACUACAAAGAAUGGAACAAGACGGACACAAAGUAGAUGCAUCCACUCUUGGAUUGCUGUCAACACCACAGCUGACGCCAAGCAAUCUCCAAGCGGACUAUGGUGAGUCGCCUCUCAUGACUUGGGGACACAUCGAUGGAACACCGCUACUCCUCCCUAAUAAUCCAAUAUCAACACCACUCAACAUAACAGGUUCAUCAAGAGGAUCAUUUAAAAUACCAGAGACACAACUUAGAGAGAAGAUUGCACAUUCAUUAGCUGAUAAAUCAACAAAUAACAACAAUAAUAAUAAUAACAAGACAAGAACAACAACAACACCGGGAACAUCAAUAACAUCACUUUCACCAGCAGCUCAAAAACUACUAUCGAUUAGAUCACCUCACCUUUUAAAUAAAUCACCGUUACUGAAAGAUCAACAACUUAGAAAGAGUUACCAACAAUCACCAAAAAAUAGUACACCUAGUAAACAAAAGAAUCUAUUAACGCCAACACCCAAUCGAUCAUCAUCAACAAAGUCAUCAUUGUCAACACCCAAACAAGAUAUAAAUUCAACACCAAAGAGAGAGAAACAUAUCACAGAUGAUCUUUUAAAUUUCUAA